ACCUAAAUAUGCCAAUUAAAUUAAAUAUUCAAGGAUAAACAGUCGAAGUUGAUGAAAAGUUUGCUGAUGUCAGCAAUUUUUUGAAAGAAGCCUGGUAACCAGGAUCCAAUGAAGAAUUGCCAUUGUUACAAUCCUAAGUAACUUUAGAGGCAUUUAAGACUUUGGAAGAAUAUUACAAAUUCAACAAUUUUAAUCCAAGAGUGAUAGAUGCUAUUACAAAUGAGCCCAUCACCUGCUUUUUAAAUGAGCAUGAUAGAGAAUUGAUAAUGAAGGUCGACGUGUUUAAUGGAAAUCAAUUGAAAGAGUUGUUGGAAGCAGCCAAAUAUCUCCAGACUACUGCAUUUAAGAAGUUAUGCCUAGCAAGGAUUGCUUUUGAAUUCCAUGUCGAUAAAUAAGAGCCAAAUAAAUCAUUUACCGAAUUAAAAAAGAAGUUUAAUUUGUCCAAUACAGCUCUUACUUUAGGAGAUGUCGAAAGAUUUAAGUAAGACUAUCCAACAAUCGUCAAUAAAUACAAUUGAUUUCAUAUAAA
Molecule: messenger RNA, 529 nt
Organism: Paramecium tetraurelia
Lineage: Eukaryota; Ciliophora; Oligohymenophorea; Peniculida; Parameciidae
Exons: 4
Source: RefSeq, a predicted model, not a curated record